Quercus lobata is the source of this 1035-nucleotide messenger RNA. RefSeq lists its product as uncharacterized. The transcript has a single exon. NCBI's taxonomy places the organism in Eukaryota, Viridiplantae, Streptophyta, Magnoliopsida, Fagales, Fagaceae. The record is from RefSeq and is a predicted model, not a curated record. The coding region runs from base 1 to 1035 and encodes 344 amino acids.
AUGAUUCCAGCAUGUUUCAGCCCACACACAGUCUCAAGCAAUAACAAAACCUCUAAUCAUCAAGUCCCUCAAAACCUCAUAACUUGCAUAUACCAAACUCACCUCUGCAACUCACCAACUUAUCUCACACUCACUUGGUCCAAAACCCUCUUCUCUCACUCCCUCACCAUUUACGCCACUGACUCUUUCUCCAUCACUAUCUCUCUCAACCCAUCAACUUUCUCAUUCUUCAAAUCUCGCCCAGGCUCCAAGUCCAUCUACUUAACCCACCACCACUACCAAAGAAUCAAGCUUUACUGGGACUUCACUCGGGCUGAGUUCACGCGCAACUCGGCCGAGCCCGACUCGGGAUUCUAUGUUGCCAUCUCUUGCAACACCAAGCUUGAGUUUUUCCUUGGUGAUCUUCAUGACGAGUUGACUCGGAGAUCCGGGUUGGCCUUGACUCGCCAGCUCUGUGAGCCAACUCUGUUGUCUAGGAGGGAGCACGUGUUUGGACGCAGUAAUUAUGUAUCCCGGGCUCAGUUCUUGGGAACCAAACAUGAGAUUGGAAUUGAGUGCGGUGGGGGAGUGCUCAAAGUAAAAGUAGAUGGUGAAAUUAGGCUUGUUGUAAAAAGGUUAGCAUGGAAAUUUAGAGGGAAUGAGAAAAUUUACGUGGGUGGCAUUGAAGUGGAAUUUUAUUGGGACGUGUUUAAUUGGGUCAAUAAUAUUAGUACUAGUAAUAGUAAUAACAAUAAUAGUGGUACUAAUGGAAUUGGGCAUGGUGUGUUUGUUUUUCAAGUUGGUGAUGGUGGGGUGUGGCCAGAAAUGGUAGGACCAGAGAAGAGAUUAAUGAGGAAGAGUUUAUCGGAUUCAUCAAGUUCCGGUUCAACGCCGUCGGCAAUAUGGUUGUCACCGUCGCCGUCAUGUUCAAGUGUGUUGCAAUGGGCUGAGGAGAGUAGUGAUGGUAGGAGGAGUUCAUCAUGUUCUUCAUCUACUAGGUCAUGUGGGAGUAAUGGGGGCUUUUCUUUGUUGUUGUAUGCUUGGAGGAAGGAUUGA